Molecule: messenger RNA, 378 nt
Organism: Parascedosporium putredinis
Lineage: Eukaryota; Fungi; Ascomycota; Sordariomycetes; Microascales; Microascaceae
Source: the annotation of a GenBank genome assembly
AUGACUCCCCAGCAACAAGCGUACAUGCGUCCUCAGAGCGCUUUCACCGAGCAUCUUCCUCCCGGGAUCUCGGCCGCCCAGUCUCUCACUUCGUUGAUGCAGCAGCAGGGCCACAGCCGCCAAUCAUCUCGAUUCAGCUUUGCCAAUGAGAGUGCCAGCAAUGCUGCCACGAUCCAGAUUGCUGCCAACCCCAGGAUCAUGGCCCAGCAAAAGGCGAUGAUGCCUACCUCAUUCCCUUCCCAGCAGGGCAGUCAGUACUACACCAGCUCAGUCCCUGGCCCUCCUCCGGGCCUCAAGUCUACUGGGACUCCCCAAGCAUGUUCGGGCAAGGCCCAUCUUUUGGCGGGUCACCUUUGGUGCCGCACCCAAGGACACUAA